AUGCAGCGUUCGUUCUCUUUCAGCUUCUCGGUAAAAACGAUUGGUGAUCCGUGCCAAUACCCUGCAAUUGCUGGCGACUUGUGGUGGCCCAGACAAAUAGUCUCCUCCACAGGACUAUGUCGGUUUGGAAGUAGAAUUGACUGCUGCUGGGGCUGGGCCCGAGUGUCCUGGGGGCAAUGCCAACCUUUCUACGUCUUAAGGCAGAGAAUAGCCAGCCUAAGGUGCCAGCCCAAAGCAAUAUGCCAGCCAGGAUGCAAACAUGGUGAGUGCGUUGGGCCAAACAAGUGUAAGUGCCACGCGGGAUACACUGGAAAAACCUGCAACCAAGAUGAGCAGCUCUAUACAAGUCCAUCUGGUCAGAGCAGUGAAGCACUUGUAUUCCGUCCCCUGGAUCAUCAUGCAAGAAAUACGGCGUCAAGGGAUCUAAAUGAGUGUGGACUAAAGCCACGGCCAUGCAAACACCGGUGUAUGAAUACCUACGGCAGCUACAAGUGCUACUGUCUGAAUGGUUACAUGCUUAUGCCAGAUGGAACGUGCUCGAAUGCCCUUUCUUGCUCGAUGGCAAACUGUCAGUAUGGCUGUGAUGUACUGAAAGGGGAAGUACGCUGCCGCUGUCCUUCUCCAGGACUGCAGCUAGGGCCUGAUGGCAGGACUUGCAUAGAUAUCGAUGAAUGUGCUACUGGGAGAGUUAUCUGUCCACGAUUUAGGCACUGCGUCAAUACUUUUGGAAGCUACAUUUGCAGGUGUCAUAAAGGCUUUGAUCUUAUGUACAUCGGAGGCAAAUACCAAUGCCAUGAUAUAGAUGAAUGUUCUCUUGGCCACCAUCAGUGUGGUAGUUUUUCACGAUGUUACAAUACACCAGGAUCCUACAAAUGCAAGUGUAAAGAAGGCUACAGAGACAAUGGAACAAACUGCAUACUUAUUCCUAAUGUUAUGAUUGAACCACUUGGUCCAUGUCAUAUAAUCAAGGGCAACAGCACACUUCCCAAGGGAGGCAGUGGUAUAAUCAAUAGGACUGAUGGAGGCACAAAGCAACCCCUCAGACCACCAUAUGUACCUCUUACUGUUACAGAAAGGCCGGUCACCAGGCCGACGACUCGACCUACACCCGGGCCGACGACUCGACCUACACCCGGGCCUCCACCUCCAACACCACCUCAGUCUACAACAUUAAGACCUACACUACCACCACAAAGAACUCCUCUGAUAACAACUGAAGAGCCUUCAUACAUUCCUAUUGAAACUACAUCUUCCCAAGGAAUUACAGAUGACAACAGGAUCCAGAGAGAGCCUCAGAAACCCCGAGGAGAUGUGUUCAUUCCGCGCCAGCCUGGAGUGAGCAAUAAUCUGUUUGAAAUACUUGAAAUUGAAAGAGGGAUUACUGCUGAUGAAUUUGAAGCCAACGAUGACCCAGGUGUGCUGGUACACAGCUGUAAUUUUGAUAGUGGACUGUGCGGAUGGAUCAAGGACAGAGAUGAUGACUUGCACUGGGACCCAGUGAGAGAUGCAUCAGGGGGACAGUACCUUACCAUCCCUGACCCCAAAGGCAAAGAAGGAAGAGUAGCGCAUCUUAUCCUGCCGUUGGGUCACAUGGCUCAGGCCGGGGACUUGUGCCUGUCGUUUAGGCAUAAGGUGUCCGGACUGCAUUCUGGUGCCCUCCAAGUCUUCGUAAGGAAAAACGGUGCUCACGGACCAGCUGUCUGGGGAAGAAACGGUGGCCAUGGCUGGAGACAGACACACAUAACUUUACGAGGACGAGGCAUCAAGAGUGUUAUUUUCAAAGGGGAGAAAGGGAAAGCGAGAACUGGGGAUAUUGGACUAGAUGACGUGAUCUUGAGGAGAGGACGCUGCUCUGAAGACCAUUAG
Molecule: messenger RNA, 1866 nt
Organism: Charadrius vociferus (killdeer)
Lineage: Eukaryota; Metazoa; Chordata; Aves; Charadriiformes; Charadriidae
Gene: NPNT
Product: nephronectin
Cellular component (GO): membrane
Molecular function (GO): calcium ion binding
Source: RefSeq, a predicted model, not a curated record